UUAGAUUUCAUGAAAUACUCAACUUGAAAAGUUUGAAAAUGUUUAUCACAAUAAUCUAUUACUGAGGAAUGGUUUUUCAAGAUCUUGGAUAUGUCUUUGAUUCUCUUGAUGUUGAGUGUAAAGGUUAUAUUGAAUGGUUUGAGCUGCAACAAUUUGAUAAAGAAAUUUAUCACGAGACACUUGAUAUUGAGCAGUUAGAAGCUGCAAUUAAAACAGUUUGUGGAAACAAAUCUAAUGGGAAAUGUACAAAAGAAUAUUUUCCUGAUAUCGUUAAAGAAAUUGAUAGAAGACAUGUUAUGGAGGAGCAAAUUCGCUGGGAUUUUUGUUCUCUUGAUGUUGAAAAAGUUGGAAGAAUUUCAAUUCAAUCAGCAUUAUUUCUUUUUAAAGCUGUCCUUGGAGAGAGAUUUUCAAAACGAUGUUGGAAAAGAUUUUUAGAUAAUCGAGUUGAUUCUUUUAAAGAUAUUUACUUUGACGAAAUUAAAGUCUAUCUUUGUAGUAUACCAGAUCUUGCUGCAGCAGACAGUGAAAGGGACUAUGAUGAACAAAAUAGAGUUGUUGGUGAAUAUAUGCAUCAAAAUAUGUAUAAUACAUUUAAAGAACUUGAAGAUUCUUUGAAUGAUGAUACAUUAAUGGCUGCUAAAGAAAGAGCAAAGCAAGUACAUUCAAUUCAAAUUAAAAAUAAAGCUUACCAUUUAUUAAACAGAAUGGAUGAAAUUGGAAUGCAAGCAUUGUUGGAAGAUGACUAUAAUGAUGGUAGUAGUUUUGAAGGAAGACCUAAAGAUCACAUUACAGCAUCCGAUCUUAUUGAUGUCUUAAAUGAAAAAUACCAGGUUCUUCGUGAUAAACUUUUACUGGAAAUGUUACAGGAUCACUUUGGUAUGAGCAUGUGGCAAGCUUUAUCUGAGUUUGAGCAACAAGAAAAACUUUAUCAGUUAAAAAUUAAAGAGGAAAAACUUCGGAAAGAAUCUCAUUUAGAAGAAAUGGCUAAACAUUUACCUGGUUCAGGUAUAGGGACAAGUUACAAUUUGUUUACUCUCAUGGGUGAAAGUGCACCUGAAAUGGAAAUUCGAAUACAAGAACAAGAAGAAAUAGCACUAAAAGAUGGUCGUAGCUAUGAGGACGUAGAGAGUGACUUUAUUAAAAAACUUGCUAUCAAGGAUAAAGAAAGAUCUUCAAGUGAAUUAAUUUUAAUUGCAAUAAAUAAUCGCUAUGAGCUUGAAAAAGAUUACAUAUUAAGAAAACUUCAAGGACUUGGUGGGUACUCACCCAUGGAUGCCAAAGAGCGAGAAAAUCAAUUUUUUAGUUAUAUGAUAUCAAAGAUACGAGGCAUUCAAGCAAAAAGUUUAUAUUCUUGUGCUAUUUCUAUAGGAUUAUCAGAGAGAAUUGAUUUAAAACAGUACAAUCUUUUGACUGACAAAGUAAAGCACAAUCAAUUGAGUGUUAGCAGGGUAAAGGCAUUUCGUCAGCGUUAUAUUUCUGAUGAAUUUAAUAUUCCACCCAAACUUUUUUUGCUCAAAUCCAAACUUGGUCGUGUUGAUCUUGAAAUGCAGUUGCUACAAGAGGUCGAGAGAAUGUUUGCACUUGAACGAGAAGCAUUAUUAGAUUUUAUGUUCUCAAGGGAAUAUUUACAUUUCAGAAUCUCAGCUAAAAGACUUACCAGAGAGGAAAAGAUUUCUCAGUUAAAACUGUUGUAUUCUGUUUGGGAAAAUAAUUCUUCUAAAAGUGAAUCUGAAAAACCUAUUCUUAACAGAAAAUGUCUGCAGGAAGCUGUUGCUUUGAAGUUUGAAUUACUUUUUGGUGACAUGGCAAAUAGUAAUGAUAUGAGUGUAGCUUCACAUUUACUUACUUGUUUGCAGUUGCGCCAAGAUGAAGAAUGCCAAAAAUUUAUCAAUGUUGGUUGUUUAGGAAUAGAAAGCCUAACUUCAUAUUGGAAAGCAUAUACACAAUCUAUUAUAGAAGAAAAUUUCAAAUGUAUUGCUAGCAUUGUUUUUGGUAUUGCAGAUGAACUUGCUGAUGAUGAAAAAGAGAUUAUUAAAGUUCUGGAGAAGAAAUAUGAUGUAUUAAGAGAUAAAUUUAUGAUGGAAGCUUUAAUGAAUCAAUUUGGUAAAGCAGAGUGGGAUAAGCUUUCUGAACAAGAGAGACAAAAUGAACUUUUUAAGCUUAAGUUACUAGAAAAAAAAUUAAAAAGAGAAGGAAAGUAUGAUGAACUAUCCAAACUGUUAGAUGAUUCAUCACAUCACUCUGAAACACUUAAUAAAUUAUUGGGACAAAAUCGAAAGCAAUACCUAGACAAGCUUAACGAACGUUUAAAAGAUCGACAACGUCGAAUAGCAUUAGGAGAAAAUGUUGAAGAUAUUGAAGAUAAUGAAAAUGAGUUGCAACAAGGCUCUUCAACAGGAAACGUUUUAAAAGACCUGGAUAAAAGAUUUGAUGAUGAAAAAGAUGCUCUUUUGCAAAGAUUACGAGAUCAGCAUGAUAUGAAUGAAAAAGAACGUGAACGCCAUUCACAACUAUUAAGGUUAAAAUUAGAAGCACGAAGAGCUGCUAAAGAAAAUAAUUUAGAUGGUGCAGCAUUAGUACUUGGUUUGGCUGAACGUAAUAAAGCUAAUCUAUCAGACAGGUUAAAAAAUGAUCGAAAGCGACAAGAGCAGUUAGCCAAAGAAAGAUUGGCUGCAAGGAAAAAAAAGAUAUCGUUCUCUAAAGAUACAGUUGAAUCCCAACCAAGCAAUGAUGAUUUAAAUGGUUGGCAAGACUUUGUAAUAAAUGAACUAGAGCGAAAACAUGAGAAAGAACGAAAUAUGUUUUUUAAUAUCCUAGAAGAUGAAGAGACCAAGAGUUUAAGAAAUGAUGCCCGUCAAAUGAAUGAAGAUGCACGCAACAAACAGUUGAUUGCUUUAAAAGCUAAAAAAGAUGAUCUAGAUUUAGAAACAAAAUCUGAUCAGGAGGAACAUAUAGCUAUUUUAGAAAUGGCUGCUGCUAUAAAGUAUGCAAUUACAGAAUCAUUUUUAAAAGAAAAUUCUGAUGAAAUUCUUACAAAAGAUGGUAUUAUUGUAUCAAUAAUGGCAGAUUUGCAGCAAGUUCAAGAUGUUGAAACAGAAAAUUUACUUAAUUCUCUUCCAAAUAAAAGCUUCUAUGAUUUAUUAAUCUUACGAAAUAAAUAUAUCGAGGAGCAGAAUCAAUGCACAGCUUCAAAUAUUUCAAAAGUAAUAUUUACAUUGAUUGGUGGAGAAAAAGAGGAGGAGCUUUUAAAAGCUGUUGACAAGAAGUAUGACAUUUUAAUGGAUAAGCUAACAUUAGAAGCCUUGCAGAAACAAAUGGGUAAUGCUGCAUGGCUUCAACUUUCAGAAAAAGAACGCCAGGCAAAGAUGAUGAGGUUAAGACUUCAGCAGAAGCAGCUUUUGAAAGAUGGAAAAUUUGAUGAAGCUGCUCGCUUACUUGGAGAUGGUUUUCAAGUUGAAACAAACAUACAAAUUUUGAUGGAUGAAAAUAAAAAGAAACAAAAUGAUAUUUUACAAAAACGGCUUGAACAAUACAGACAAAAACUUGCUAAAGGAGAAGAUCCUGGAGAAAUGCCAACAAGUAUACCAGAAAAUGCAGAAAACAUAGUUGUCGUUGAUGGAAAAACAUUAUUUGAAGAUUUACAGAAAAGGCAUGAAAAAGAAAAAGAAGCACUUCUAAAUCGCUUACGUGGAGUUGAUUCACAGUACUUAACUGAAAAAGAAAGACAAGCUGAACUGGCAAAGCUUAAACGACAACAAAGGAGAGUUCAGCAAGAAGAAAAAUUUGGAGCUGCAUCAUUGGUUUUUGGAAUUGCUGAAAAAAAUAAAGCAACAGCUCAAGAAAAAUUUGAUAAUGAUCGUCAACGUCAAGAGCAGCUUGCUAAAGAAAGGUUAGAGAGAUUGAAAAGUAAAAAAAAAUCUUCUUUUGUUGAACCGAUUGUUUGUGACAAUGAAAAAGAGUUGCAUGAAUCAUUAUUUGUCGCUGUUGAACAGAGGCAUGCUUUUGAAAGAGAAGAUCUUGUAAAGCUCUUUCAAAAUAUUUCUCUGGAAAAAAUUGAUGAAACUAAGCUUUUUUCAUUUAUGACACAAAGAAUGUUCAUAGAAUAUUGGAAACAGAUUUCUUUGGAAGUAGAUAAAUUUCCAAAUGCAGUUAACGAAAUGGCUGUUUUAAAAUUUACCAAUAAAAUGAAUUCUAUGAAGCUGACGAGAAACUCUCAAGAUGAGAUUUUGAUAAGUAUACUAGCAGACUUACAACAAUGUCAAGAUCAAGAGGUUGAUGAUAUUAUGAAAUCUGUUACAGAAAUGGAUGAGAAUAAAAUCAACGAAAUGAAAGAAAAAGAAAGGCUCAUGUGUCAACAACAUUUUUUCCCAAAUAUUUCUUUGGUGUUAUCAAUUUAUGAAUUAAACAUUAAUGAUAGUUCUAUUUUCAUAAAUGGUUUGUUAGAGAAGUUUGUUGCAUUGGAGGACAAACUUAUUAUGAAUGGCUUAGAACAAAAAUUUGGCAAAGUAGCUUGGAAAACUUUGGAUUGGCGAGACCAAUAUAGUGAACUGCUAAAGGUUAAAAAAGAGCAAAAAAGAUUGAAUGAUAUUGGUAAAACUGAAGAUGCAAAAAAAAUGUUAAAUGACUUGGUUGUUCAUGAUAAUAAUUGUCAUGUCUUACUUGGGCUAACUUAUAUUGAAGAAGAAGAGCGUUUAAUGAAAGCAACAGUUAAAUUCAAAAAAUUGAAUGAAGAAGGCAAAACGAAACAAGAAAUUAAAGAAGAAGAACUAAUUGAAUAUGAAAAAUCAGAAAAAAAACUUAUGGAAAAAUCGACUGGAAUUUUAAAUGAUUUAAAAGAGAUUUGUGAAGCGGAAAAAAAAACAUUAUUAACAAUGUUAGAAAGUAAAGAUCCAAAAAUAAAUACUCAAAUCAUUCGACAACUCAAAUUGGCGCGAUUGUGGCAUACUGCUCGACAAACAUUUUUGGAAAGCAACUACAACACAGCUGUUUUGAGAAUCUUGACAUCGAAGUGUCAGGAAAUAUCAUUUUCAUCUAAAAUUAAUAAUGAUCGACACCUUCAAGAAAAACUUGCAAAAAAGCGUCUUGAUUUUUUUAAAGAUGGAAAAUAUUCCGAAGAAGAGCAAAUGCUGAGAGAGAGUUAUAAAAAAAUAGAAGCUGGUCUAGAAAAUGAUCUUUUAAUUUUACAGGAUGUACUUUUAUAUGAACUUGAAAGAAAACAUAUCUCAGAAAGAGAUUAUUUAUGUAACCUUAUUCAUCCAGAGAAAGAAAGCAUUUUUAAAAAGAAAAAAAUGUUGCCACAGCAUUGCAAUGCACGACUUGUGGAGCUUAAGGAGCUGUAUGAACAAUGUCAAAAAGGUCAUUAUGAAAAUCCACAAAACAUCCUUGAGGAAGCAUUCCACUUAAAAAUAAAAGAAAAUGAUUGUGAUGAUCUUGGUGUCGAAUAUUUGUCAGAUCUUCAAGACAUUCAGGAUGCUGAAGUUGAGCAAGUGUUUAGUGAACUAGUGGAUAAGAGUGUGACUAUGUUAAAACAGUUUAUCAAUAUUCAACAAGUGGCACGCCAGAAUAAAAUCUUUAAAAAUGUUGGCAUAAUAUUGUUUGAAGAACAAGCAAAAAAAGAAGAAGAUGAAUUAGUGCAGGCUUUAAAAGAAAAGUAUGAUGCCAUAAAGAUGAAGUUGUAUGAGGAGGCACUUAAAAAGAAAUUUGGCGAAGAAACAUGGGAAAGUAUGACUUCUCAAGAGAAAAGUAAAUAUUUAGCAAAAUUAAAAGCUGAAGAGCUUUUGAUUGGUGGUCAAAGAGAACUUGACUUGUUAAAUCUUCAAGACAUGGGUGUCCUAAUGAGUAAUAAAAAUGCUGAAGAUGGUGAAGAAAACAAAGAAGUUAAAGGAAAAGAGUUAAUCAAAGAUUUACAAAUUCAAUUUGAAAAAGAAAAAGAGGCAGUUUUGGAAAUGAUCAAAAAAAGAGAUAUUGCUGAAACCAAUGAAAGAGGUAGACAGCUUGAGCUUUGUCGGUUGCGCCAAGAAAAAAAAAGAAUUCAGAGAGAAGAUAAGUUAAAUGGGGCGGCACUUCUGUUUACUAUGACUUCUCAAAAUGAAAAAAACAGUCAACAGAGAAUUGAAAAUGAACGAGCUCGUCAGCAACAACUAGCUAAGCAAAGAAUACUUGCAUGUCGUGAAAGAAAGCAAAAAGAAAUUAUGAGUUUAGAUGAAGUUUUGGAUAGUAAUGAAAAAGAAGAUGCUAAAGAUGAUAUGAUAUCAAUUGAACAAAUACAAAGAGAAGGGACAGUUGCUCUCCAAGAUUCACUAUUGCUUGAGAUUGAGAAAAAACAUGCCUCUGAAAGAGAAGCUUUAGUAGAAAUGUUUGAAGGAGUUGAAAUUUUUGAAAAAGCAACAUCUGAUGACGAGAUUUUUUUUAAAUUGCAAGCUAUCUCUGUUGAUAGAAAAAAGCUUAUAAAAAAAUCUAUGGACUUUCUAUCUGUACAGCAACCUGAUUUUUCAAGUGAGAUCGAGAAAACUUCAUACAAUGAAUCACUUCUUCAGCAUCACCGUUCAUGUCUAGAUAUAUUAAAGAAGGGCUUGAUGCUCAGGCUUGCUUUACAGAGUUUUAAAGAAGAAGAUCCUUGUGUUUUUUUUAUGACAAAGUUACAGGAACAACAAAUGAUAGAAACAAACUCAACAAUGAAAAUCAUGUUAGAGAUAAAUCGUGAAACCUUGAAAAGAUUGAAAGAUGAACAUCGCAAAGCGCGACGCGGCGGUUGGAUGGAUAAUAUUGCAAUUUUACUCUUUGACAAAAAGGAAACAUCUCCUAAUGAAGAAAUACAAAAGGAGUUUGAAAAUGAAGAAGAGCAGUUGAAGUUACUAACUGAUGCUCAAAUCAAGGAGUUAGAAAAAGAAAUUGAAAAAGAAAAACAAACAGUUUUAUCUUCAUUAACAAAAGAUGAAGUCGACAACUUUAUGAAAGAAUUAAAAGAAAGGGAAAAUUUAAAACGAAUGGGAAUCGAGGAGCAAGCCAAUCGUCAACGUAAAGCAGCUCAACAACGAUUAGAAGAAAAGCGUCGCAAACGAGAGGAAAAAACUUAUGAAAAUGAUCUUGCUCAUGCAAUGUUAGCUAAUGCAGAAAAAAGAAAUAUUUUACUUCGAGAAAAAACAUUAGCUGCUCAAGGUGUACACAAAGAUGAACUUGAAGAGCGUUUAAGACUAAGAAGAGAAGAGCGAAAAAAAAAACAAGACAUUGCAGAAAAAGAAGAAAAAGAAGCUGAAAACAGUAAAGCAAAAACUUUGGUUUUAGGCGAAGAAGAUAAAAAUAUAACACCUGAGUUAUCAGAGAAUCAGCUCGAAAGAUCAAAAUCAUUGCAUCUAAAUGAAAACGAACCGGUUAAAAAGCUUUCCGAAGAUUUAGUUAUUGAGAAAGAACCGGAAGUGAAACCAAAAAAAGUAAUGCCGCCUUUGCCUGGUGGUGGAAUGAAACGAGAAAAAACUGUUGUUGAAAAAGCUGCUGAGAUUUCAGAAAAUAAAAAAAAAGACAUGAUUAAUGUACUUAUGAGAGAACAGACAUCAAUUGCCAAAAAAAUAAAUAGAGAACAGGAACGGCAAGAGGAGUUGGUUCGAGAGCUACGUGAAAAAAGACGCAAAAAAAUGGAAGCUCGUGAAAUGGAGGCAGCAGCAGUUAUAGGAUUAGGGGCCAGACAAAAGACAAUCGUUGAAGAUCGUAAAAAAGAUGAGCGUGAACGUCAAAUCGAACAAAUACGUGAGCGUGUCAAUCGUAUAAAAAGUACAAGGAGUGGAGCCAAGGAUCAGAAUGAUGAUCUAGAGAGCACAACGAACACGUGACUUGGAUGCUGAAGACCUCAAGAUAAGAAGUUUGCUUUAAAUUAUGACUUUCAAUCAUGGCUUCAAUGUUUUCAAAAUGUUUUGCAUUACAUCCCUGAAUUCUUUAGACUAUAUAUAAUUUAUAUUUCCAACAGGAUACUAUUAAAAUUAUUUGUUAAGAGAUUUUUUGAUCAAUACAAGAAACUUUUACGGUUACUAUCUAGGUUUGGUAAAAAUAAAUACUAAAUU
Hydra vulgaris (swiftwater hydra) is the source of this 8054-nucleotide messenger RNA. RefSeq names its product trichohyalin. The record is from RefSeq and is a predicted model, not a curated record. NCBI's taxonomy places the organism in Eukaryota, Metazoa, Cnidaria, Hydrozoa, Anthoathecata, Hydridae.